Molecule: messenger RNA, 4880 nt
Organism: Lates calcarifer (barramundi perch)
Lineage: Eukaryota; Metazoa; Chordata; Actinopteri; Centropomidae
Gene: abcb11a
Product: ATP-binding cassette, sub-family B (MDR/TAP), member 11a
Biological process (GO): transmembrane transport
Cellular component (GO): membrane
Molecular function (GO): ATP binding; ATP hydrolysis activity; ABC-type transporter activity
Source: RefSeq, a predicted model, not a curated record
UGGUGGAUUUCUAAGGAAGCUAGGGAUUCAUUAAGAAGUCCAGUCUACAGUUGCCAAGUAAGGACACACCUGCACCUCAGGGCAGCAAACAUGAAAAAAGAGAUCAAACUUACACAAACACCAGGUGCUGAUAAAGGAGCAGACAAUUUAGAUGGAGAUGAGGACAAAAAAGAAAACAUGUUGACUGUUGGAUACUUUCAGCUGUUUCGAUUUGCCACCUGGAAAGACACUGUGAUGAUGGUGGUGGGGAGUUUGUGUGCCCUCAUACACGGUGCAGCUUCACCUCUCAUGCUCCUGGUGUAUGGCAUGAUGACAAACACAUUUGUGGCUUAUGAGCUUGAGGUCCAGGAACUGAAAGAUCCAAACAAGGAGUGCAUCAACAAUACCAUCUACUGGCAAAAUGGCUCCAUUUAUGAAACAGCUGAAAACAGCAGUGUCCACUGUGGGGUGGAUAUUCAAGCACAGAUGACCAUGUUUGCAUAUUACUACAUUGGAAUUGGACUAGGAGUUCUGUUUGUUAGUUAUUUUCAAAUUGUCUUCUGGGUGUCAUCGGCUGCAAGACAAAUUCAGAGAAUCCGAAAGACCUAUUUCCAAAAAGUAAUGCGAAUGGAGAUCGGAUGGUUUGACUGCAACUCUGUUGGUGAACUGAACACAAGGAUUUCUGAUGACAUCAACAAAAUCAAUAAUGCCAUUGCUGACCAGGUGUCUAUCUUCAUUGAGAGGAUCUCCACAUUUGUGUUUGGCUUCAUGGUUGGAUUCAUUGGUGGGUGGAAGCUGACUUUGGUGGUCAUAGCUGUGAGCCCGCUGAUUGGUAUAGCUGCUGGACUGAUGGCUAUGGCUGUGGCCAGGCUGACAGGACGAGAGCUGAGGACCUAUGCAAAGGCAGGGGCAGUGGCUGAUGAAGUCCUGUCAUCCAUCAGAACAGUAGCAGCAUUUGGUGGGGAAGAAAAAGAAGCUGAAAGAUAUGACAAAAACCUUGUGGAAGCUCAGAACUGGGGCGUGAAAAAGGGCAUGAUCAUAGGAGUAUUUCAGGGAUACCUUUGGUGCAUCAUUUUCCUCUGUUAUGCUCUGGCCUUUUGGUAUGGAUCUAAAUUGGUCAUCGACACCAAGGAGUUGACUCCUGGUAGCCUUAUUCAGGUAUUUUUUGGAGUCCUCAUGGCAGCUAUGAACCUAGGUCAGGCCUCACCCUGUCUGGAAGCCUUUGCUUCUGGUCGUGCAGCGGCAAAGACCAUCUUUGACACAAUUGAUCGGGAACCAGAAAUUGAUUGUUUCUCAGAGGAGGGUUACAAAUUAGACAGAGUAAAAGGUGACAUUGAGUUCCAUAAUGUCACUUUCUACUACCCAUCACGACCUGAAGUCAAGAUUUUAAAUGAUCUGAGCAUGCAGAUCAAAGCAGGAGAAACCACUGCUUUUGUUGGACCAAGCGGAUCUGGGAAGAGCACCACAAUCCAGCUCAUCCAGAGGUUUUAUGACCCAACGGGAGGAACGGUGACUUUGGAUGGCCAUGACAUCCGUACUUUAAACAUCCAGUGGCUCCGCUCCCUCAUUGGUAUUGUAGAGCAGGAGCCAGUGCUGUUUGCCACAACCAUAGCUGAAAACAUCCGCUUUGGUCGACCUGGAGUUACCAUGGAGGACAUUAUAUUGGCAACAAAAGAGGCUAAUGCUUAUCAUUUUAUAAUGGAACUGCCACAGAAAUUUGAUACUUUGGUGGGUGAAGGUGGAGGCCAGAUGAGUGGAGGACAGAAACAGAGGAUUGCUAUCGCUCGAGCUCUGAUCCGAAACCCCAAGAUCCUACUGCUGGAUAUGGCCACAUCAGCCUUAGACAAUGAGAGUGAAGCUGUUGUCCAGGAAGCACUGGAUAAGGUGCGCAUAGGAAGAACAACAAUUUCUAUAGCCCACCGUCUGUCCACGAUUAGGAAUGCAGAUGUCAUCAUUGGUUUUGAGCAUGGACAGGCUGUGGAGAGGGGAACGCACAGUGACCUACUGGAAAAGAAAGGUGUCUACUUUACCAUGGUCACCCUGCAGAACCAAGGCACAGCCAGCACAACUAACGAUGGUGUCAGUAAGGCUAAUGAAGAGGACUUUGAUCUGAGAGUGAGGAGUUUUAGCCGUGGAAGCUGCAGAUCCAGUAAAAGGAGCUCUGUUCGGCUACGAUCUCAGAGCAAAUUGUCAAGUGAUUUUGUCCCUGAUGCGUUAUCAGGCAGCCUCAAGAUCCAUUUGGACAAGGAGAUCAUGCCAGAAAAUGAAUGUGAAGAUGAUGAAGAUGAACAUGUAGAGCCUGCCCCAGUAGCACGUAUCCUAAAGUACAACCAACCAGAGUGGCCCUACAUGCUUCUGGGCUCGCUGGGAGCUGCUGUCAAUGGCUCUGUCAACCCUAUAUAUGCUGUCCUGUUCAGCCAAAUUCUUGGUACUUUUGCCAUCCGUGACUUGAAUGAACAGAGGGAACAAAUCAACGGGAUAUGUGUUCUGUUUUGCAUUGUGGCUGUGAUUAGUUUCUUCUCACAGUUUUUUCAGGGAUAUGCUUUUGCUAAGUCUGGAGAGUUGCUGACCCGCCGUCUGAGGAAAGUGGGCUUCCAGGCCAUGUUGAGACAGGAAAUUGGCUGGUUUGAUGACCCCAUAAACAGCCCAGGAGCUCUGACCACCAGACUGGCUACUGAUGCAUCCAUGGUUCAGGGGGCAACAGGUUCUCAGAUCGGCAUGAUUGUCAACUCGCUGUCCAGCAUUGGAGCAUCGUUCAUUAUUGCCUUCUACUUCAGUUGGAAGUUGACUUUGGUAAUCAUGUGCUUUUUGCCACUCAUUGGGCUAUCUGGGGUAUUCCAAGCGAAAAUGCUGACAGGUUUUGCAAAUGAAGAUAAAAAGGCCAUGGAAGCAGCAGGACGGGUAUCCAGUGAAGCUCUUGCCAACAUCAGGACCAUUGCAGGCUUGGCCAAAGAAAGCUCAUUUGUUGAAUCAUAUGAGGAAAAACUUGAGCUCCCAUAUAAAUCUGCCAAAAAGAGAGCCAACAUCUAUGGCCUCUGCUUUGGCUUUGCUCAGUGUGUCAUCUUCAUGGCAUAUGCUGCUUCAUUUAGAUAUGGAGGCUAUCUGGUUAGCUCUGAGGGGUUACAGUACAUGUUGGUUUUCAGAGUGAUUUCAGCUGUUGUAAUCAGUGGGACGGCACUGGGCAGAGCUUCCUCCUUCACUCCAGAUUAUGCUAAAGCCAAAACUGCUGCUGCUCAGUUUUUCAAACUGUUGGACAGAGUUCCUAAAAUCAGCACAAGUCUCAAAGAUGGAGAGAAAUGGGAUGACUUCAAAGGUGAAAUAGAGUUCCUUGGCUGCAAGUUCACCUAUCCAACCCGACCAGAUAUCCAGGUGUUGAACAGUCUGGUUGUGUCUGUGAAGCCUGGUCAGACUUUGGCGUUUGUUGGGAGCAGCGGCUGUGGGAAAAGCACCAGUGUUCAACUACUGGAAAGAUUUUAUGACCCAGAUGAAGGCACAGUGUUGAUUGAUGGUCGCCCAUCUCAUACAGUCAAUGUGCCCUUCCUGAGAGCUCAGAUUGGCAUAGUGUCCCAGGAACCUGUGCUGUUUGACUGCAGUAUAGCUGAGAAUAUACAGUAUGGAGAUAACACACGCAUCAUCAGCAUGGAGGAGAUUGAAGCGGCUGCUAAAAAAGCCUAUCUUCAUGACUUUGUGAUGACACUACCAGAUAAAUAUGAGACUCAGGUUGGUGCACAGGGAUCCCAGCUGUCAAGAGGACAAAAACAACGCAUCGCCAUUGCCCGGGCCAUUAUCAGGAACCCCAAGAUCCUGCUCUUAGAUGAGGCUACCUCUGCCCUGGAUACAGAGAGUGAAAAGACUGUCCAGGCCGCUCUGGAUGAGGCAAGAAAAGGUCGAACCUGCAUCGUCAUCGCUCACCGGCUGUCUACUAUCCAGACUGCUGACAUCAUUGCAGUGAUGUCUCAUGGAGUUGUCAUAGAGCAAGGCACACAUGAUAAACUCAUGGUCAAGAGGGGCGCCUAUUAUAAACUGGUCACAACAGGCGCUCCUAUCAGCUAAUUGUCUGCAGCCACAGAUUAUGAGCAUAUGAGGGAAAUUACUUUGUAUAUGUCUUAUUGUACAUUUGAUUAAUCUGGUGUCAUCUUGUGCUAUCACACUGAGAAAGUCUUUGAUAAGAUACUAACAUUAGAUUAGUGGACAACUUAGACAACUUAGACAACUUUUAUCAGUAGCAUAUACAGACCACAAAUUGUUCUUCUAGUUUUAAGAAUCCGUUUUGGUAAUUGUGUGGUUUAUAAUCAAUUAUGUGGGGAUAAAACUGUUUAUUGUGUAUUUAUUUCUUUAUGAGUUUAAGAGUUUAAAGAAUGAGAGUUUUUACAUGAGUUUUUCUUUGUGUUCUUUAUGAUGAUUUAAUUAAGAAUAUAAAACUGCAUUGUGUCAUUGAAAAAAAGUUUUAAGUCUACUUUUGAGAAAGUCUAAUAGAGUUCUUUUAGUAGUAGCAACUAAUGCAGUUUUUAUAACAGCACCUGACAGUGCCCAAAAAUCAUCAUCAAUCAUUUGUGUGUUGCUGUAAUGUUUAAAGCUUAUCAUUGUUCACACUUGAUUUUCAAACAUGGAAUGAACCUCUGGGGACAUAUGUGAUGAAAUACUGAACAUUACAUUACAAGAGCAAGAAUUUAAGGGUAUUACUGUGCAUGGGAUCCUGUCAUUUCAUAAUUUCAAACAAGAAUGUAUGCAUUACCUUCAGAUUUGAUUAUCAGCUAUCUCAUUCAAAAUGUCUUUCUUCCUGAUUAGUUUUCUAAACAUUGAACUGUAACGAAAUUUGGAGUGGUUAAGGUGUAGCCUGCUGAGUUGUCCUAUGUUGUUUUGCCCUCAACACCAAGCCCAUAAUAAAGUACCCAGACACA